GGAGUUGAUAGCACCGCGCUUGCGCAGUGCGUCUCCCCAGCAACCAGGCGGGUCCCGGCCGGGCGGAGGCCGCGGCGGAGCCGGGGGCUCGCGUAGAUGUGCAGCCCGGGGCGGGCGCCGCCUGGGCCGGCCCCACAGGGGGACCUGCCGCCCGAGUGGGAGACGGACGACGAGCGCAUGGCUUUCCUCUUCUCGGCUUUUAAGCAGAGCCGCGAGGUGAACAGCACCGAGUGGGACAGCAAGAUGGCCUUCUGGGUCGGGCUGGUGCUGGCCCGCGGCCGCCGCCGGGGCGUCGUACGGACCUGUCUGCGGGAGCUGCAGAACGGCUUCGAGCGGCGGGGCAGCGUCCCGCUGGGGCUCGGCACCGUCCUCCGGGAGCUGCUCAGACGUGGCAAACUGCAGAGGGAGUCGGACUUCAUGGCCAGCGUGGACAGCAGCUGGAUCUCCUGGGGAGUGGGGGUCUUCAUUCUCAAGCCCCUGAAGUGGACUCUGUCCAGUGUGCUGGGUGACAGCAAAAUCCCCGAGGAAGAGGAGGUCCUGAUUUAUGUGGAGCUGCUUCAGGAGAAGGCAGAGGAAGUUUAUCGCUUAUAUCAGAACUCUGCGCUCUCUUCUCACCCGGUUGUUGCCCUCUCAGAGCUGCGUUCCCUCUGCGCCAGCGUUUGUCCGGACGAAAGGACGUUCUACUUGUUGCUGCUCCAGCUGCAGAAGGAAAAGAGAGUCACGAUCCUGGAACAGAACGGAGAGAAGAUAGUGAAGUUUGCCCGAGGUCUUCAUGCCAAAGUCUCCCCGAUGAAUGAUGUGGACAUCGGAGUGUAUCAGUUGAUGCAAAGCGAACAGCUGCUGUCACAGAAGGUGGAGUCCCUUUCCCAGGAAGCAGAGAAGUGUAAAGAGGAUGCCCGGAGCGCUUGUAAAGCUGGGAAAAAACAAUUGGCACUGAGAUGUUUGAAAUCCAAACGGAGGACGGAAAGGCGCAUUGAAGAGCUUCAUUCCAAGCUGGAUGCCGUGCAGGGGAUCUUGGAUCGUAUAUACGCCUCGCAGACUGACCAGAUGGUAUUUAGUGCCUAUCAGGCUGGUGUGGGAGCUCUGAAGCUGUCCAUGAAGGAUGUUACUGUGGAGAAGGCAGAGAACCUGGUGGAUCAGAUACAAGAGCUCUGUGAUACUCAAGAUGAAGUAGCCCAGACUCUGGCUGGAGUGGGGAUCAAUGGUCUAGAGGUGGACACUGAGGAACUUGAGAAGGAGCUGGACAGUCUCCUGCAGGACUCGACUAAGGAGCCUGUAGAUCUGCCUCCCGUUCCCCAGAAGGUGCCGAAUCCACCCAUUUCUGAUGCUGAGCUGGAAGCGGAGUUGGCGAAGCUCUCUGUUGCUGAUGGAGAUUUGGCACAAAAGACUCCCUCGGCUUCCUCCGAAGCCCAAACAGCUCUGGGACUGAAUCUCUAAAGACCCAACAGAAUCCUGUUGUUGCAGUUUGAGAAGUUGUCUUAAAAGUUCCUUAACUAAUGACUAGGACUUGUGGGGAGAGGAGCAACGCUCCCCUGUUCUUCAUGGCUAUCACUUCGCUCAGCAACAGGAUCUCUUGCCGUGACAAUCCACUCUGGAACUGGCCCCAGCUGGUGUUUGUCAUCUCUGUGCCAACAUCUGUGCCAACAUCUGCGCUGGUCUCGGUGUGACUUGUCCCAAAGUCACUCUGCGACAUCCAGUCUUCCCUUCUGGGAACCCAAGUCACUCCUCUGCCCAGUGAAGAUAAACUCUAUGUCCAUAACAGUGCUUGGUUUGGGCUUUAUUUUAAUUUUAUUUUUCCUUUGCUGUGGCUGAUGUUGAGAACCUGAGUUGCAGCGCUGUUGCAGUUGCUCAACAUUUGGCUGUUUGUGUGGUUGUUUAAAACACUUGGCACAUAACUCAUGUCAAGGACGGUACUUAUCUGCAACGAGCUUAAACAUCUGUUAAUAGUUCUCUCCCUCCCUGUCUGUAUUUUGCACGGUUGUGGCCAACUAGACACUGUAACUGUUAAAUUGUAGGAGAUUUUGUUGCUGCUCUAGAGGGCAGCAAUUGCAAGCACAAGACAAAAGUAGAUCCUCUUUCUGUACCGACACUAAGGCCUUAAAAGGGAGACCUGCAAAAGAUUUGAGGUGGAGUUCCUUACGCUGCCUGUUGUGAUGGGGGCUUACAGUCACUGUAACACAAUUUUCUGCUUGCUCUUAAUUGAAAUUGGAGCUGUUUGCUAUUUUUCUAUCUUCCCCGUUUGCAAAACCUGGUGGGAGCUGCAGGCUGAUCUGCUUUGAGCUCUCAUUGAGUGAUUUGGGGUGGGAGGAGAAGGGAUGCAGCGUUUUCCCUCUUUGAGAGGAUGGGUUUGUAUAACAGCCUUGACUUGGCCUUUGGUCUUGAUGCUGCAAUUCCACAAGACUCCGAGUUACCAGAAAGCCCCAAAACAAAACCCUGUAAAUGUUUCUAACGCAAGAAAAAAGCACAGCAAGCGAAGAUGUUUUUUAGAGUCUCUUUCCCCAUCAGAAGCGAGAUCGCCAUCUUUUGCAGGUCCCUUUUUUAUUCUGCGUAUGCACAUGGAAGAACAGAAAGCCUGAUAGCGAAUGUGAAUAAAUGAAUUCUUUCAGAGGGGAAUGUGCUGUUAACUGGGCUUUCUGCACCCAGAGCCUGGCCAGGGAGCGAGGAGCAACAUGUCCAUGUAACCAAUCCUCCUCCCCGACUCGGAAUGUAUUCCCAUCACCAUCCACCUCUGCCUCCGUCGCUCCAGCCCUGCGGAUGCCAGCUUGGGUGAGCGGUAAAUUAGGGCUGGAGUUAAUUAUUGACGACCCAGCUUUAGCCCCAGAGGGCAGGGGAAGAAAUGAGAGGUGUCACUAGGGUGCUGUUGGCUCUGGCUUCUUUGUCACUUUGGUCACGAGAAGGUGCGCGCUAGCCUGGCCGCUUCCCCGGGCUGUGCACGGGAUUAAUGUGAAAUGACUUGAAGCUCUGUAUUCCCUUCCUUUGUAAGUAAAUGGCAGAAAAACCACUGUUUUCUGCCUCCGUGUAAUAAAGGGGAGGAACCGGA
Columba livia (rock pigeon) is the source of this 3040-nucleotide messenger RNA. It is a transcript of the gene CHMP7, whose product is annotated as charged multivesicular body protein 7. The record is from RefSeq and is a predicted model, not a curated record. The transcript is spliced from 10 exons. Gene Ontology annotation, biological process: late endosome to vacuole transport via multivesicular body sorting pathway; vesicle budding from membrane. NCBI's taxonomy places the organism in Eukaryota, Metazoa, Chordata, Aves, Columbiformes, Columbidae. Gene Ontology annotation, cellular component: ESCRT III complex; multivesicular body. Bases 97 to 1437 code for a protein of 446 amino acids.